Brassica oleracea var. oleracea is the source of this 969-nucleotide messenger RNA. RefSeq lists its product as uncharacterized. Bases 1 to 969 code for a protein of 322 amino acids. The record is from RefSeq and is a predicted model, not a curated record. NCBI's taxonomy places the organism in Eukaryota, Viridiplantae, Streptophyta, Magnoliopsida, Brassicales, Brassicaceae. The transcript has 3 exons.
AUGGUGAUGGAGUCUUCUGCUCUCACGAGAUGGAUCUUUCUGUCGAGGCUGGAGGAAAAGGUCCUCAGUCAACGAGCCAAGAUUCAUUGGUUAGUGAUAGGAGAUGGUAACAAGAAGAUGUUCCAUCGAGCUGCAAAGGUCCGAGAGAUCAGAAACUCAAUCAGAGAGAUUAAGCGUGAUGAUGGAUAUAUUGCGGAUAACCAGGAAGAUAUUAAACAAGAAGCUGUGGACUACUUCAGUAAGUUCAUGAGCCAUACUCCUCCGGACUACACUGGAAUAAGCACAAAGGAGCUAAAAUAUCUUCUCAACUAUGAUUGCUCUGAAGAGGACAUGAGCAUGUUCACUGGUGAGGUUUAUGCGGAGACGAUUAGGAAAGUUCUGUUUGGAAUGGCUGCAGAUAAAUCCCUGGGUCCUGACGGGGUUUCCUCUGAAUUCUUUCGCGCAACAUGGACUAUUACUGGUGGAAAUUUCGUCCAGGCGGUGCAAUCUUUCUUUGAUAAAGAAUUGGUGAAGAGCUACCACAAACCCACAGUGUCAGCGAGAUGUGCUGUAAAAAUAGACAUCUCUAAAGCCUUUGCUCCUAUCAACGGAGCGCUCGCUGGAUAUUUCAACAGUAAGAGAGGACUGCAGCAGGGGUGUGCUCUCUCGCCUUAUCUCUAUGUGAUUUGUUUGCAAGUCUUGUCCAAACUCUGGGAUAAGGCUGCAUUACAAAGCCGCAUUGGUUAUCAUCCUUACUGCAAGGAUCUAACCCUAUCCCAUUUAUGCUUCGCUGAUGAUGUUCUUGUGUUCUCGGAUGGGAGGAAGAGUUCUAUUGAAGGUAUUUUUGAGGUAUUCAAGGAGUUUGCAAAGAUGCCGGGUAUGUGUCUCAGUCUGGAGAAGUCUACGCUCUUUCUAGCAGGUGUAAAGGAGGAUGUUAGCACUGAGAUUCUGGAUCAGUUUUCAUUCGAAGCAGGUUCACUUCCGGUUUGA